GCAAGACACACUCCCGCACAGACUGGCAGCACAAGUAAAGGUGUGUUGACCUGGCUUCAGGGCCGUAAGUAGGUAAGAAAGAAAGAAUGAAAGAGAAGAAAACUUGAAUAGUGUGAUUCUUGUUGCAGUACGCGCAGUGAAGGAGCGGAGCCGCCGGUGCGCACUGCCAUGUCAGCCGCUGUCUGCAGGCGGGAUGGGAACAGGAGCGGCAUUUUUACUUGCAGACGUCUACGCGCUGCUUUCUUUAGCGGACAGUUAAUUGUUACCUGAAGACAGGUGCCUAAAAAAACAGCAGUUUUGGAGAGUGCGGCGAGAGUUUGGUGUCAGCUUUCAAAGAAGCUGCUGGAGCAUCCGGUGAAUGUUGCGUCAUGGAGAUAAAGAGGAGACUUCGAGCCCUGCUGAUGUUGAUAUGGAUUUUUCCAGGUGACACCCAAAAGGUGGAGAUGCCCAGUAAAGAGAUGGAGGUGGUGAAGGGUCAGAUGGUGGUGCUACAAGCCUGGUACAGCCCCAGCUCAGACAUUUCCCAAAACACUGUCAUUUGGCACUUCACAGGAAAUGAGUCGAAGCAGGUGAUUAACUUUAGUUCAGGUAAAGUCGGGCAUGGACAAAACGAAUUCACCAAAAGAGUGGGGUUCAGCGUGGCCAUGCCCUCUACCAACCUCUCCGUCUACAUCAACAACACCCAGGAAACUGACUCUGGCCUCUACUUCUGCCAUGUAAUUGUCCCUGGAGGUCAUGGCAUUUCUGGAGAGAUGCGGCUUAAUGUCAAAGUCCCUCCCUCUCCUCCAGUGUGCAGCAUGACAGGAAACCCCGUGGUGAAAGGCAACGUGACCCUGAGCUGCAAGUCCAGUCAUGGAAAACCCGCCCCUCACUACAAAUGGACCAAGGCAGCACCUGUGUCUGAAGUCUUUUUCUCCCCAAUGCAGAAUGAGAAACAUGGCACCCUCAGGCUGAGCAACCUUACCAAAAGUAUGUCAGGGAAGUACAUCUGCAGAGCCAGCAACACAGCCGGCUCAGACAGCUGCUCCAUUAAUCUGGAGGUCAUCACCUCUUCCAAUGCAGGCAUGAUUGCAGCAGCUACUCUGGGGUCAGUUGUGGGACUGGUGGCCAUGGUUCUCUUCCUCUUGUUCUUACUGAAGAGGAGACGGGACUCAGAGGAGGAGAUGUCUAACGAUAUAAAGGAGGACGCUCAAGCACCAAAACGAGUGUCUUGGGCAAAGAGCAACACUGGCUCCGACAUUGUGUCCAAAAAUGGCACACUGUCUUCCAUAGCCACCAGUCCUCGAUCACGAGACCCACAUCAACCCAACUUUCCAUACCCAUACUCCCCCAUGUCUGCAUCAGACACAGGCUCCGUCAUCAACGCCUACCAGCUGCGACCUGGAGAGGCCACCUCGCUACAGGGGCUUCCUGGAUACAACUUGGGAGGCACACCAAUACGUAAAUACAAGCGACCUUUAAGUGCAAAUGGGGGUCCUCCUCAGGUUCUCAGAAGCCCUUUAGUCAGCAUCCCCAAAAGGACUGAGGGAGCUCAGCCUCAGGUGCCGCCUCCACUCACCGUGUCCCCACAAAUCAGCUCCUCCACUCUGACACGCACAGGAACUGUUGCUGUAAUGGUGCCUGCUCAGAGCCAAGCCGGCUCACUGGUGUAG
Molecule: messenger RNA, 1652 nt
Organism: Melanotaenia boesemani (Boeseman's rainbowfish)
Lineage: Eukaryota; Metazoa; Chordata; Actinopteri; Atheriniformes; Melanotaeniidae
Gene: esamb
Product: endothelial cell adhesion molecule b
Exons: 7
Coding region: 369-1652 (427 amino acids)
Biological process (GO): homophilic cell-cell adhesion
Cellular component (GO): plasma membrane; adherens junction
Molecular function (GO): cell-cell adhesion mediator activity
Source: RefSeq, a predicted model, not a curated record